This is a messenger RNA of Bursaphelenchus xylophilus (pine wood nematode), 2586 nucleotides long. Lineage: Eukaryota; Metazoa; Nematoda; Chromadorea; Rhabditida; Aphelenchoididae. The record is from the annotation of a GenBank genome assembly.
AUGAGCAAGUCGGAUAUGAGCAUGGAGAAUAUCGUGCAGAAGACGCAGUUCGAGAGCACCAGACGCUGGAAUAUGAUGAUAUUAUUGUUCUACAAGACGGUGCCGCGCAACCAGAACCGGCAUUAUUGGAAAAUCUAUCCGAAUUCGUUCACCGGAAGAGCUGCGGUCGACGCAAUGUGCGAUGUUUUGGCGGAGGUGUUCCCCAACAGACUGUCGGAAAGGUAUGUCUAGACCACUUUUUCUCACUCAUUCUUACCUUUUCUCACAAUUUAGGCCUAAUUUUCAACAAUUUUUAUAUUACACUUGUCAUCCGAUAUUGUUUUAGGUCGGUGGCCAACAAAGUGAUGAACAAAUUCUUUGCGCAAGGCAUUGUAAUUGGCGCCAACUCCAGUGUGCACAUUUUCCGCGACGAUAAGGAUGUUUUCUACCGAUUCGGCGACCUCGACAACACUGUGACGGAUUCCAUUGGCCUGCUCGAUGUUCCCACCGUCCCCAGACGCUCCGUUUCCAUGGAUGAGACUAACAAUGUGCUGCAGAAGCGACGUCUGGCCUGUGACUUCAGUGAUGUGCUGUUUGAUGAGCAAAAAGCGCAAUCUUCUUGCGCUUCGUCAACCUCUUCCAUUGAUUGUACCCAGUAUGAGGUUCCGAUGUCCAAAAAAGAUCGAAAAAAGGCUGUGAACGCUGCGUUAUUGCGGUUCAUCCAAUGGGUCAACGACUCCUCGACGGUGUCUGAAAUGGAAAGACAGAAAUUGGUUCGAAAAGUAGGGCUUUGCGAAAAAUUAUAUUGUUUUAGGUAUCAUUCAUUGAAAAUCAAAAAAAAAUUAGUUUUAAUGCGUUUUCCUUGAUUCAAAAUGCGCCUAUAUUGAAAGAUUAUAUAUUUUUUGAGCUAAUGAAUUCUAUUUCAGUUCAAAUCGCACUACCCUCGCAUCUACAGCGAGUUUUUGGCGCGAAAGUCGACCGAAAAACUUUUCGAGCAAGUUCACUCCGAACGCAGCCAAGACGAAAUGUCCGCCGAUCACAUUGAUUUCGAGACCUCUUCCUACGACGGAACCGACUCGCAAUACGCCUCGGCCUCCUCUUCGUCCACCUCAUCCAUCCAGCAUGUGGAUUCGGACCUUCUGGAUCAGCGUCUCCUCGAAAAACUGAACCAAGUCUGUGAGGAUCCCAUCUACACGGACGAGGAGAAGAACAAGAUCAUCAGAUAUGUAAGUUUUUUUAUUUUUCCAUUACACUUCCGGAUUUUGUUUGCUUUCGAGCCAGUUUUCCCGUUAAUUCACCUAGUGCAAUUGUAAUAUUUUCGUACUCCCACGGGAAGUUUUUAUAAAAACAGCUGUAGAAUCGCGUGUUCGGCAUGAAAACAAGUUUGGGUUGGGAAAAUAGCACAGGUCACAAAAUUUACCAUCAAUUUUUGACAAGGAUUACUUAAAAAGGAAAGUACUUCUAUGGGGUAUGGAUUACAGGUCGUGAUAUACCAGAAAAUUCGCAAAAUUUUUCUGAUUCAGAAUAUGUAAAUGUUAGCUGCCUAAUUUUGGUUUGUAAGGGUGAAAAAAAUCCUCAGAACUUUUCUUGCAGCAUCAAGCAAAUGCCUUUUUGACCAAGUUUUUGCCAAAUCAAAAGCUUUGUUUUGAGCUAAAGUACACCCUGACAUCUUGACAAGCCUUAUAACAUCAAAUUUGAUUAAUACUACAUCUUGAUUAGUAGGUCAAAUAUAAAAAAUAAGGCUUGUCAAGAUGCCAGGGUUUACUUUAGCUCAAACAAAGCUUUUGAUUUGGUAAAAACUUGGUCAAAAAGGGAUUUGCGUGGUAUUGCGUGAAAAAAGAAAAGUUCUGAGGAUUUUUUCACCCUUACAGACCAAAAUUAGACAGCUAACUUUUACAUAUUCUGAAUCAGAAAACUUUUUCGGUUUUUUGAUGUAUGUCUCGACCUGUAACUCCAUACCCCAUAGAAGUACUUUCCUUGUUAGGAAAUCCUUGCCAAAAAUUGAUGGCGAAUUUUGUGACCUGUCCUUUUCCCAGCCCAAAGUUGUUUUCACGCCAAACACGCGAUUCUACAGCUGUUUUUAUAAAAAAAAUUUCCGUGGGAGUACGAAAAAUAUUACAAUUCGGAUUUUGCAAAGAAUUGUAAGAUCAGACGGAUAGAUUUGUCGGAGAAGGUAAAGCGAUACCGUCCGAGUAGAGGAGGUUGACGUCAGCGGGUGUGCAAAAAAAAAACUCGUCCGCUUUUUUGUAUUUGUUUGUGUCCUUGAACUUGCUCAUGAAUAAGAUUGCACAGGUUUUUUGGGCGCAGAUUCGUGUUUAUUAUGAUGAAAUGAAGGGUGGAGGAGGAUGUGGGACGCAAUAGCAAACUGAUUAGCGGAUGUUUACACCGAAAAAUAUGGGGGUUUUCCGGGAAAACUGGAUUUUUCUGCUAAUUUUGCUUAUGUUUUGCAUUUUUUGAAUUUGCUUGACGAAAAAUAAUGUCGUUUGAUUUCAGUACCGCCGAUUCUACCCGCAAAUUUACCAUCAACGCUUCCCCGAGGAGAAUCAUCCAUUGCUGAAGCGGCUACGCAACCUUUUCCCCAGGCUGAAUGAGAAGUUGAUGAGCUAA